GGCUUCUUUUUUUUUUCUCGCGCGGCUCCUGCCGCUCUCCCCGCCGCGCCGGCCGUCCCUGCAAGGCGCCCGCCGGCAUGGCCCGCCCGGAGCUCCCCCCCGCGCAGCAGGCUCCGCGGAGGAGGCUGCAGGGACGCUAGCCCGGGCGCCUCCAGGGCUCGGCUCGCCGGCAGCCCCGCAGCGGCGCGGCGCAGCACCCGGGGCCCCGCAGCACGACCCAGCCACGUCCGCCGUGCAUGAGGCCGGGACGCAGCGCGCGGGACCCGCGUCCGCAGAGCCACCCCUUCCGAUGUCCCGGCAUGAGGCUUCUCCGACAACGGUGCAACCCGCCGGCCACCACCGCCCCAACGCCUGCUGCUUCUGCUGGUGCUGCUGCUGCAGCUGCUCCUGGAACGAGGACCGGGAGCGAGCAUGGAGGGCGUCUCGGGAGACCAAACUGGAGACCAUCCCAAACUGUGAAGCCUGCGCCAGACCCACGGCCGAGGAGGUGCGGGGCUGGGCCCAGUCCUUCGACAAGCUGAUGAAGAGCCCGGCGGGCCGCAACGUCUUUCGGGAGUUCUUGCGGACUGAAUACAGCGAGGAGAACAUGCUCUUCUGGCUGGCGUGCGAGGAGCUCAAAAGCGAGUGCAACAAGCACACCAUCGACGAGAAGGCCCGCACGAUCUACGAGGACUACAUCUCCAUCCUCUCGCCCAAAGAGGUGAGCCUGGACUCGCGGGUGCGGGAGGUCAUCAACCGGAAGAUGCAGGAGCCGUCCUCGCACACCUUCGACGACGCGCAGCUGCAGAUCUACACGCUGAUGCACAGGGACUCGUACCCCCGCUUCCUGAACUCUGCCAUCUACAAAGCGCUGCUGCACAGCGUCUCCCGCUCCUCCUCCGAGUCCUAAGGGCACCGCCAGCCCCGGGAGCCCCGCCGGGGAGGGGGGGGCGGCCCCCCGUUUUUAGCUUUUUACCUACGAACCGUCAUCGCCCUGGUUUUGGGGCCACCCGGCAGCGCUGUCCCCCCCCGGGCCAGCGGUCCCCGCGCGGGCGCC
Dromaius novaehollandiae (emu) is the source of this 1036-nucleotide messenger RNA. It is a transcript of the gene RGS19, whose product is annotated as regulator of G protein signaling 19. The record is from RefSeq and is a predicted model, not a curated record. The transcript is spliced from 6 exons. The coding region runs from base 290 to 889 and encodes 199 amino acids. NCBI's taxonomy places the organism in Eukaryota, Metazoa, Chordata, Aves, Casuariiformes, Dromaiidae.